AUGAUUUCAAAAGGGUUUUUAGAAUUGAUAGAGUUAGUGAAAAGUAAAAGAAUAAAAAAGAAUGUGAUUGUUAUUUUUAUCACAGAUGGAGUAGGGGAUGAUAAAUUGGAAGAUUACAUUGAAAAUUUAGCUGAAGAAUUCUCACAAUUUCAUUAGCAAGAAUAUUAAUUUAAAUUUUUCACAAUUGCAGUUGGAACUUCAUUUUCUCACAUUAUUGUUGCUGAACUGAAAAAUAGAAUUCAUAAUUCAACUUUAAUAAGUUCUUAGAUGGAACUUAUUUAAGAUUCGAAAGUUGAUUUUGAAAAAAUAUUAGAAGAAAUAAAAGCAGAAUUAUUCUACCCUUUGAUUAAGGUUGAACCAUCAGUUUCAUUAGUACCAUAAGGUAAAAAAUUAAAUACAAUUGCACCUAAUUAAACAUUCAUUUCAGAACAUCCAAUGGUCAACUUAAAUGGAAAAAAAAUUAAUCUCAAAGAAAUGCCUGUGUCAAAUAAUGAUGUAUGCUAAGUUGUGAAUUAGAUUUUUUUAAAAUUGCUAUAAGAUAACAUAAGAGGUUUGAGUUCAGUAAAAGAUGAGGCAACAAAAUAAAUCUAAAUAAUAAGUGAAUUAAUGGAAAAAGUACCUUAAUAAGAUCGAAUUGGUUUAAUGUCAGAUAUUUAGGAAACAAUGACAAAGAUUCAAGAUCUUGCUUCAGAAAAAUAAUAAUUAAAAUUAUUAUCAGCUUAAUAAGCAGCUAAAUCUAUUGCUGAUUUGUAAAAAAAGAGUAUUGAAAAAAGUAUUCAAAAACAAUAAGUAUUUUUAUAAUUAAAUAUGUUAGAUUGAUUAAUAAUAAAAAAUAAAUUAAGAGAAUCUUCAGAAAGCAAAGAAAAAGCUAGGUAGCUUGAAAAAAUCAGUUAAAAUAAAAACAAUUUUUACAUAAAUAGAAUAAUUUUUUAAAGAUAAUAAUGCAAAUCCUUAAUUAUUAGUUAAAUUAUUGCAAGAGAAAAAGGGAGGUUUGAACUUAUAGCGUUAUUCUUUGGAAUAUUAAGAUGAAUGUACUUAAUUAUUUGAAUUGCUUUAUAUGUGCAAUAAUUGA
Paramecium sonneborni is the source of this 1072-nucleotide messenger RNA. The record is from the annotation of a GenBank genome assembly. Lineage: Eukaryota; Ciliophora; Oligohymenophorea; Peniculida; Parameciidae.